Molecule: messenger RNA, 3207 nt
Organism: Daldinia vernicosa
Lineage: Eukaryota; Fungi; Ascomycota; Sordariomycetes; Xylariales; Hypoxylaceae
Product: acetyl-CoA synthetase-like protein
Exons: 3
Coding region: 1-3207 (1068 amino acids)
Source: RefSeq, a predicted model, not a curated record
AUGGCAGGAUUCCACGAGUUGAUACCGAAUGUCAUCAAGAGGAGGAUAAAUCAAAAGCGUCCUCUUCUCAAGACUUGUCAUCCGGAUCGUGCUCCUAUUGAAGUGACAUUUGCUAUACUCGACAAUGCCGUCAAUAGGGCUGCCUGGUUCCUAACCGAACACCUUCCUUCGGACGAAUACUUCAUAUGGAUGUCUCAGAGUGACGCUCGGUAUAUGAUAUGGAUUAUAGCCGCCAUGAAGACUGGAAAAGUCGUGGUACUCCCGUCUCUAAGCAAUCGAGUCUCCGCCAAUAUUCGCUUAUUCGAAACAGUCGGAGCCAAGCAUAUGCUAUAUGGACCUGAGUCGUCAGGGGCACUCUCAGAACUCGUUAGUAAGGCCAGUCCAACUGUGACUGCUAGACCAGGCCUAUCUCUCGAGGAAAUGCUAUCCCCAGAACCUGUUCCCGACUACCCUUUCGAUAAGACCUAUGAUGAGAUUAAAACUAAGCGGUUCAUGGGCUUGCACACUUCUGGAACUUCAGGCCAUCCGAAGCCAAUCUGGUGGACUCACUCCCACCUCGAAUGCCUAUUCUCUCCCCUAGAGAAGGGUGUCUUCCCUGAGGGUAUCCACGUAGAGAGACCGACAUGUAGCACGCUUGCUAACCACGAUGUUCUCAUCAUCGGGUCACAAUCUCAUGCCGGCGCCAUGUAUAUCACUAUGGUCUCACUACAUUCCGAAAUGACAGCGAUCCUCAUGCAUCCUGACGUUCCCAUUAGCCCAGCCAGUAUUACAGACGUCAUUAACCAGUCCGGUGCUAAUAGUCUGAUUUGUCCGGCCGUGCCUAUUGAGAAUAUGCUAGACUACCCACCCGGCCUCGAAGCCUUCUCACGCCUUAAACAUAUCGGCUACGUAGGCGGACCUAUCAACCCUGUGCUCGGUGCCAGGGUUGCUGAGGUUACGCCACACCUGUAUAGUCUAAUUGGAAGCACGGAGGGCGCCUUGAUGCAUAUGAAUUAUUCGCCCAAUUCGGAGAACUGGGAUGCAAUACGCUUUGUCGAGGUCGGCCAGCGUAUGGAGGAGGUCCUCCCUGGCUUGUAUGAGCUUGUUUUCCCCCGUACUCCGACCAUUGAUCGCCUCUACGCAUACUUCCGCUCCUACCCAGAUCUCGAGCAUGAAUAUCGUACGAAAGACCUCUUCUCCCCGGUCCCCGGCCAGCCCGGCUGGUGGCGUUUCCGCGGUCGCACUGAUAAUUGGGUCGUCAUGGCCAAUGGGUAUAAGAUGGAUCCGACAGACUUUGAGGCUAUCGUGACCGCACACCCGGAUGUCCGCGGCGUUAUUGUGGGAGGCUCUCACCGCUUUCGGCUAUGCAUGCUCGUCGAAUUGUACGAACACCUCCUUCCGACAACCAACGAUGAGGCUCAAGCCGCGCUUGAGGAACUCUGGCCUACAAUCCAGGGGGCUAACAAGUCCUCUCCAAAAUUCGGACAGAUUCCUCGUGAGCUCGUUUUGUUCGUCCGCCCAGGCAAGCCGUUCUUACGUGCUGGCAAGGGCACUAUUCAGCGGCAGCUCACAUUGCAGGCGUAUGAAGACGAGAUCGAUGCGCUAUACGAGCGCGUUGAGAGCGGCAUCCUGGUCAGCGAUUUAGACCCCAUUACUUCACUCACGCCGGAAGGGCUUAUGCCCGUGCUCACGCAGCUGUUCCAGCAGGCACUUGACUCGCACGAUGUCAAUGUUGAUACCGACGUCUUCGCAUGUGGGCUUGACUCUAAUGGUGUUACUCUUACUGUUUCGCGGCUGAAGGCUGCACUACGUAAUUACGGCGUAUCUGAAGACGUUCUGAAUGGCAUCCACAUCAGUCUUUUAUACAGCUCCACCAACGCGCGAUCCCUCGCUCACACACUGUCCGCUUACCUUGGAGAAGGAAGUGGCAAGAGCAAAGCAGAGAUCCCAGAUGGUGGAGUUGCAGAUAUGCUAGCCAAGUACCUCCCAGCCUCUCGGCACCCACGCGCCCAAGCCAUUAUCUUAACAGGAUCCACGGGAUCUCUUGGGACAUAUCUACUCGCGGCGCUACAAGCACAGCCUGAGUCCCGCGUACGCCGUAUAUUCUGUCUAAACCGGGCCGCAGACGCAGCAUCCAAGCAAGCCGCGGCGCUGAAGUCGCGUGGGCUUCCACCAGCUCAGGAGUCGAGCGGUCGCGUGGUAUUUAUAUCAGGUAAGGACUUGGGGGCGCCGCGCUUGGGCUUAACACCUAAGGACUACGAUUUACUCCUAACUGAAACUACGGCCAUAAUCCACAACGCCUGGCCUGUAAAUUUCCUUCUCCCACUACAGUCCUUCGAACCAUCGAUUGCAGGAUUAGUACACCUACUCGAACUCGCAAAGAAUGGCGCACAGCGGCCGGCAGUGCUUUUUGUGUCGAGUAUUUCGGCGGCAAUGGGUACGGCCCGCGACGUACCGGAGGAAGUUCUAUCCGAGCCAGCGGAACUUGUCCUGCGACAGGGUUACGCGCGUUCGAAGUACGUUGGGGAGCGAUUGCUAGAUGCGUGGGCGCUAGCAGGUGCAGCAAAUAAGAGACGCGCCGCCGUCCUGCGCGUUGGUCAGGUCGCGGGCCCCGUGGCGGCAGGGGGUGCUUGGAACCCCUGGGAGUGGUUCCCGAGUCUAGUGCGCAGUUCCAAGUUCCUGGGCGUACUGCCGCGUAGUCUCGGCACAAGCAGCCGUGUUGAGUGGGUGCCAGUAGACGAGCUCAGUAAGAUUAUUCUAGAGGUCGUUGACGAAGUAACUGGUAUCGACGACGAAGACAACACUUCCUCUGGGAAAGGCGAGCAAAGAGGCGCCAAAGUAUACAACCUCGUCAACCCCCAUGCCGUACCCUUCUCCGACCUCGUCCCCGCGCUGCAGGAAAAGGGCAUCGCGGAUAAAACCAUACCCCUCGAGUCCUGGAUCGAGGCUCUCGAGCGCAGUAGUUACGAGCGGAAGAAGAGUGCGCAGGAUAACCCUGCGGUCAAGUUGUUGGAUUUCUAUAAGUCGAUUGUACCGCACCACGGCGGCGACGGUGUGAAGAGGAAUGUAAAUGGAGAGGUUAAGAACGAAGGCGGGGGUAGUAAGGGAGGAGAAGACGAUUAUACCUGGCGUGUUUACAAUACCCUGCGUGCGAGUCCGACGGCGAGAGCACUCAAGCCGGUGAAUACGGAGUGGGUGAAGCUGUGGGUUGACCGUUGGGGAUUCUGA